UGUAACUACAAGCCCACAUAAGCCCAGUGAAAAUAAUUAGUCCCAUGACUGAUCUGUAGUCAGUAUCUCACAGAUUUGUGCUGUCACUGUCGCCCAUGGGGACCUGUUGCUGUGCUUAUUGAACCUUAUGAAGUGCAGUACCUAGAGACAAACCUGUGAGCCAGUCAGAUGUGGUGCUAGUGUUUCAAAGUAUGAGCAUGUUUGAUCAAAAAGCAGUGGUUUGAGCAGACUGUUGGCAUCCAUGUGAUGGUGAUGAUGGUGAUGGUGGUCUUAUUAUAGAACAUUUCACGACAGCCCGCUGUUACUUCUUAUAAUGAGUACGACGAUGAUGAAAGGCGGCAGUGAAGUUCUGCCCCGUCUUUCCUUAUCAUUAAUGGAUGACACAGACUAUGUACCAGUAGCAUAGAGGCACUGCCAUGGUUACCUGCGUGGAAACCCAAUCAUUAGGGACUUUCACUUCUCCCUUUUCACAUCUCUCUCCUUCUGGCACCAUAAACAUGUUUACUGAUUCUGAUGCUGCAAAUGAAUGAGUAAAGCAAGCACUUAUAUAUUCUAAAAAUACAUGCAAUCAUCAUAUAUGUUUGUUUUAAUCAUAAAUCAUGGAAAUACAUGUCCAAUUGUGUGAAGAUUGUAAUAUACAUAAUAUAAAUGUAAUUUGUACAAAUGUAACUGUGAAUAGUCAUAGUCAUGUGAUACUACCUGCUGGCUGCCAUGGCAUUAGAUGGUGCAAUAAUAGGAGGAGAAAGGCAGAGUCACACAGGACUUGAUCUAUGAAUACACCCUUAAGGAGAAAACUCACACAUACAAUGUGGCUGUUUGAUACAUGACUGAGACUUUCAUUUGUGAAGAAUGAGGUGGAUGCUCUCGUUCUGGGCGGCUGCAGCUCUGUUGGCUCUCUGUAGGGGACAAAACUCUUCGUAUAAAGGAACUAACCUGUCUGAAUCUGGCUACCAUCUCUGUAUUCGCAAUGAGAGACGGACUGUGAGUUCUCUGGUGAUGCAUGAAGUCCCCUAUAAUGUGACGAAGCCUUGUGGAGGUUGGCUCCUGUGGAAAUCAUGUACAGUCACACUCUACAGGACGACCCCUCAGAUUGAAUACAAGACAGUGGUGGAUCAUGUGCCUAGGUGCUGCGAUGGCUACGUACAAGUCGGCCCUUACUGUGCCCUGCCUGUAAACAGGAGUAGGGCCUUCAGUGCCAAGCCAGGAUCCUGUCCAACUGCAGAUGGACUGGAGCCCAAAUCUGAGGACUGUGUGUGGGACAUAGACUGUCCAGGCCGGCAGAAGUGCUGCCAGGGAUUGGGAUGCUCUUUCUGCAUGGAUCCUACAGGCUUCAAAAGUCCUUCUGAGAAUGGACGACAUCGUUUGAAAGCAACAGUGACUGUGGAGACAGUUUACCAGGAACUGAUGUCCAAGGUUGGCGGAUUGCUGAACCACACCAGAUUACUACACGCAAUGGUAACUGGCGCUUUGCAGUCUGAUGAUGUUUCAGUCUUCUAUGUCAGCUCAUGGGCUGUGCAGCCAUAUAGAACUGCUACUUCACUGUUGGUCGACUUCAGCGUUCCGCUGCCACUAAACAACGUCACGUCACGGCUGCAUGUUCUCGUCAAACGCAUACCGGAGGUAUCAGCUGUAACAGUGGAAGAUGUAGAUGAGUGCACAGAACCUGCUCUCCAUCAGUGCUCCCCUCUGGCAGACUGCUACAACACAGAGGGCUCCUACAAGUGUAGCUGCCACCAGGGAUAUAUUGAUGCUGAUCCUAGCAACCCUGGAACCCACUGUACGGCAGGUUUGAAGCCUCCAGUCGACAACUCUGGGUCGACCGAUCCCCUAAGUAACACAAGCUCUGUCACGGUCAAUGCUCCACAGUGGACACAUGCUGAUCCUCAGACCAACAGCAGCAGCAGCAGCAGCAGCAGCAGCAGCAGCAGCAGCAGCAGCAGCAGCAGCAGCAGCAGCAGCAGCAGCAGCAGCAGCAGCAGCAGCAGCAGCAGCAGCUCAUCUCUGCCCACAGCCACAUGCUCUCCUCCCAUCAUCACCAGCUUACAAUCAGCAAACGUUACUGGAAGCUCCUUCUGUGUACACUGGUCUGGUCCAAUUCAGACAAACCAGACCUACUGGGUUCUUCUGAGCAGGGGGACAGAAGCCAUGCACCUUUGGGAAACCACACAGACCAUGAUGACGAUGAGGAGACUGCAGCCAGGGGUCCUCUAUAACAUUACGCUCACCCCUCAUGCCUGCACCAGCCGUGGACCGGCCCGCUUUGUGUUGGUUAGGACUGAUGCUCAGACUGUUGACGCUACAGUCAGACUCACCAACAUCGGGUUCUCUGCUGACCUGCAGAACAUCAGCAGCCAGGCCUACAAAAGCACAUCUGAGAGCAUUACAGAGGAGAUCUACCAGUGUCUGUCUGCAGACGUGGAGGCCCUGGUGGACGCAGGCCAGGUGAGAAUCCAGAUCAGAGGUUUCUCACCAGGCAGCGUUGUUGUCCAAUUCUCCAUCUUCACCUCCGGACAGAGCCAAGACAUCGGUGUCGUGUCUUCCGCUCUGCUGCAGUCUCUGCUGAACAGCUCUGUGUAUACAGUUGACACAAACAGCACAAGCAUAAACGACUUUAAUGAAUGCGCUUCAGGGGAAAGUGACUGCUCUCAGUGGGCUACAUGUACUAACACCUGGGGCAGCUACACAUGCAGCUGCCUGGAUGGAUAUGAAGACAACAACCCAGAGAGGCCGGGACGAGCCUGUCAAGAAAUUGCUACCAAAGCCAUUGUAGCACCAAGUGAAAUGGUUUCCUCUAGAGCCACACCAGGAUCAAAUACCUCUACAGUCACUCAUGCAAGUCCCCCCGGCACUUUAACAGCCACUCCUGCCCCUGCGACCCCUGUCUCCAGCGUGGUGCUGAGGAGUGGGCCCGUCUCAGUUCAGUGCAGGGUUGCAGCCAUCACUGUGAUGGUGGAGAGGGCUUUUCUCUUGCGCAACAAGAUCAGGGACAGCACCCUGUACCUGGGGCUGCUGGAAUGCGGCGUCAACGGGGGGAACGCCAGCCACGCCGAGCUGACCGUGGCGUGGAACGAGUGUGGCACCAGGCUUGUGCAUAAUGAUACCUACUACACAGCAUCUGUAACCCUGAUCAACACCCUUGACUCAUACCGCUUACCCAGUGGAAGUAUGCAGGCGCCCAGAACACGCCUAGAGGUCCCCAUCAUGUGCACCUACAAGAAGAGCAUGCUGAUGUCUUCUGACUUUGGUUCCAUGGGGUAUGAACUGAUCAAAGAAAUCAUUGUGGGCUCGGGGUCGUUCCAGGUGACGAUGGAGUUGGUGAACGGUACAGCGCCUCUUUCCCACAACUACAGCGUGUCCCGCCAGGAGGAGGUUGUGAUAGAGAUCAGCAUCGACACAUCCUCUGAUCGUGUUAAAGUGAUUGCCAACAAGUGCUGGGCCACGUCCACCCCAAACCCUGCAGACACCUACAGCUACACGUUCCUGGAGAACAGCUGUUCCCUGAACGCCUACACCAAAGUGCUGAUAAAUGGCAAAUCCAGCAAGUCCCGCGUGUCUGUGCAGAUAUUCUCCUUGGUAAACUUGGACGUGGUCUAUCUGCACUGCCAGGUCCACGUCUGUAUCCAGGUCGGCUCAGACACCUGCACCACUGGCUGUCUUCAAAGAGCAGCUCGGUCUUCAAACACCAUUGGAACCGCUAACGGUUCUGUUGGACCUCUGCAAAGAUCAGAGGAUCAGUCCUCGGAGCAGGGGUACGACAUUGUGCAUGUGGUGGGCCUCUCCUGCCUUGGAGUGGGUUUGUCACUCUUCUUCAUUGUUGGCUUUGUUUGCGUCUUCUACUGCCAGAGGAACCGCAUCGGACACUACAACUUCAGCGUCAAGACUAAGCAGGAGAAUUUCACCGUCCUGGACCUCAACGCCUGAGUCCCAAGGAAAAAAAAUAAACAUUUGUUGUAAAAGUAAACCGCAGGUUCUUACAGUGUCCACUAGGUGUCAUCAUUAACAGACACUGCAAAUCUUUGCACAUUAAAUAAUAAAUAAUAUUGUAAUGUUGAGUCGAAAUAAAGCACAGUUGUUUAGGUAUAUUGAGAAAAUCUAAUGUAAAACUAAUGCCACUAAUUCAUUGUUUUUAUUGUGGAAAAAGGACACAUUUCAGCCGAUUUGUGCUGUUGAGCUUACAGUGCUGCAGCGCAAAAUGGUUCUAAUACCCUUGAAAUAAAUAAUUUACCACAACCUU
Betta splendens (Siamese fighting fish) is the source of this 4234-nucleotide messenger RNA. It is a transcript of the gene umodl1, whose product is annotated as uromodulin-like 1. Bases 850 to 3921 code for a protein of 1023 amino acids. Lineage: Eukaryota; Metazoa; Chordata; Actinopteri; Anabantiformes; Osphronemidae. The record is from RefSeq and is a predicted model, not a curated record. The transcript is spliced from 17 exons. Gene Ontology annotation, molecular function: peptidase inhibitor activity; calcium ion binding; protein binding. Gene Ontology annotation, cellular component: cell surface; extracellular region.